This is a messenger RNA of Rhagoletis pomonella (apple maggot), 3021 nucleotides long. Its product is annotated as F-box/LRR-repeat protein 16-like. Gene Ontology annotation, molecular function: protein binding. NCBI's taxonomy places the organism in Eukaryota, Metazoa, Arthropoda, Insecta, Diptera, Tephritidae. The record is from RefSeq and is a predicted model, not a curated record.
UCGAAAUUCUGUCUUUCACGCCAACAAAGCAUAUUUUGAAUGCAGUUUCAAGUCGUGCGCCAAGACAUUCGGAGUUGGUCAGUUCGCCAAAAGCUGAAAGUGACAAGAAAUUAAGUAAUUAAUGAAAAAAUAAAUAAUUGUGGUGGUACAAAGCAAAAGAAAGCUAAGGUGUGUACAUACAUAUGUAAAUUAAAUACUCGUAUUGACAGCAAGAAAGUAAUUAAUUGGCGUUGGUCGAAGCGGAAAGCGGAAGCGCAGUUAGAUGCGCUUCAGCGAAUUUGACGCUUUUUUUUUUACAAUUGCAAUUUGCCAAAUUUUAAGUGUUAUAAAAUAGUACAUUGAAAUCGUACAGAAAGGGACGCCCUUAACGAAUUUCGAAUUUGUUGCAAGUGUGUUACGGUGCGUGCGGAGCGGUGUAGUGUGGGCAGCUAGAAGGAAAAGCCAACAAUUGUUUUUCGGGGUGAAAAGGCCAGUUGGCUGGUGGCUGAAAAUGUGAAAAGCAGUGCAGCGCAACGUAGGAAAACGUUAGCCGUAGCAAAAAUUUGUCAGUUGUUUAAAAAAAUUGAUUUUUAUUAUUGAUGUGCGUGUGUUUUUCGUGUGGUGCGAAUAACAGUAAACAGCUUGGUACUUUGAAAAUAUGCAAUUAAUUAUUGUGUUUUUGUGUGAAAAUAAAUACAAAAACAUUUUUAUGGUGUUUAUUUUGGCGUGUGAGCAACGUCUGCUGCAACAGCAAAAACACCGAAGGCAACACGGCUCUGCAUGAAAGUAUGUAAAUAGACACUUAAACAAAUUGGAAGCGAAAACGUUGCACGUAAAACACAAUAGAAGUGACAUACUGCUGCUGCUGUUCGUUUUUAUUUUGGAAAUGGCUGCAUCGAGCAUAGAGCAAAAGUAGAACAAAAGUUUAACAAAUUGGUAGAGAACGAACACAAUGAACGUGUGCUGCAUGAAAAAGACACAAUAAAUGCAGAAAUAGCUGCGUGUUGCAUGCAUUUUGCUGAGAGAAGUGAAGAGAGUAAAUAUAAACUAGCGUUAGUUGGUAGCUUAAAUACGAAAGGCGAUUACGGCUGAGCAUUUGAAGGCUAUUCAAAUUAUACAAAUGCGCGAGAACGAAUCAAUGUGAAGAGAUAUAGAAAUAAAAACAUAUAGAAAUAUACGAUGAACAAUAACGGUGAAUGAGUGCGCGUACUUGUCAAGCUUAUUUUUAAUAAUACACGCGUUGGAGCCGAAGACUGCGGUUGACGCGUAGUGUGUGGUGGCAGCGUCGACGACGCCACCCACAAUUCCUAAAAAAGUAGUGUUCAAAUAAACAGAAAAUCACUCGAUUGUGCUCUUGUUUCUCUUCCUCUUGCGGCUGGUGAAACGCACGCCUCAAAGUGCAUUUAUUCCAGCAUACCAUGUCCUCGAUAUCGGCGCAGGGCGUGGUCGAACGUGCAUCCGCUGAACUCUCGAAACGCAUUAACGGUCUUGGCCUGCGUUCGAAACAUCAUCAUGGCAGCGGUUCUAAUUCGUCCUCGUCCUCCUCUACACAAUCCUCUUCUUCGUCUAGUGGUGGUAGUGGCAAAACCUCAGUAAUGGAACGUGUCACAAAUGCGCUCUGUGGCGGUAGUAGCAGCAGCAACAGCAACAACAAUAGCAGUAACAACAGCAACAAUAGCAAUGCAAGCAACAAUUCGAACAGCAACCCAACCGCCACACCCGACAAACCAUCACGCGGCGGUAGUGCUAGUGGCACGCACACUCCCACAGGCGGCCUGUCCGCGCCCUCAAGUCCCACACUCCCUCACAAUGUUGGCGUUGUCGGUACUGGCGGCAACAUGCAGCUACUGCAGCAACAGCAGUCGGCGCCACAGGCCCAGCAGCCGUCACAUCCGCAUCAACAUUCGCAGCAGCCAUCGCCGCCGCCGCCACCGUCACAACAUCCACUGCAAACACAGAUUGCCAGCUCGACACUGGUGAAUUCCAAUUCCAAUAUGAUAGGUGGCCCACCGCCUGUGCUUGGCCAUCCACUUGGCGCACCACCAGCGCCCACUGUUAACUCGAUCGCCAAGCAAAUGAACAUCACUAUACCCGGCCAGCCGCAGUUCACAACCAUGGGCUUAGUGGCGGCUCAAAAAUCGGUAGCAAAUCAAUCUGUGAGUGGCGGCACGCCACUGCAGUUGCGCAAGCAACUGCCCAAUCCACAUCUACAUCAUCCAUAUGCGGGUGGUGGAGUUGGCGGCGUGGGCGGCAGUGUUGCGGGUGUCUUGCCGACGGGCGCUGCUGGCGGCGCUUCAAACGCUUCACAACUGGCCGCUGCCGUUACACAGUCUGCGCUGAUUCUGCACAAACACCCGCCUCCCAUAACCAGCAUUGAGGCGUUGCUGCUCGACGAUCGCUUCUUGAAUCGCUUUUUCCUUUACUUUUCGUCUUAUGAGCGUCGUACGUUGGCUCAGGUUUGCAUGAAAUGGCGCGACAUACUCUAUCGCAGUCCGCGUUAUUGGUCGGGUCUCUUGCCGACAUUGCAAUGUCGCGAAUUGCGUCAAAUACCGAGCUGUGAUCGUGUGAAGCUGUAUAAUUCGUUGAUACGUCGCGGUUUUCAUGCGCUCGCGUUAGUGGGAGCCUCAGAUGAGGAUGCGCUCGACGUGGUGCACUCAUUCCCGUUAGCCUCCAAGCACAUACAUUCAUUGAGUUUACGCUGUUCAUCGAUUAGCGAUCGGGGACUGGAGGCAUUGCUGGAUCAUCUGCAGAGUCUCUUCGAACUCGAACUAGCCGGCUGUAAUGAAGUUACCGAGGCUGGCCUAUGGGCUUGUCUAACGCCGCGUAUUGUCUCGCUCUCGCUGGCCGAUUGUAUUAAUAUCGCUGAUGAGGCGGUGGGUGCAGUGGCGCAAUUGCUGCCAUCACUAUAUGAAUUUUCACUGCAGGCUUACCACGUCACCGACGCUGCUUUGGGUUAUUUCUCGCCAAAGCAAAGUCAUAGUCUGAGCAUACUGCGUCUACAGUCGUGUUGGGAGUUAACCAAUCAUGGCAUCGUUAAUAUUG